CGAUCGAGACCUCAGAAAAGUCAUUGAGCAUCUAUAAAUUCGGCCAUUCCGAAAAGGGUUGGAGUCGAAGAGCUGCUGGUCAAAAGGGGUUGCGGGCCGUUGAGUGUGAAGAGCCUCGGAAGGGACUUUGGAAGAGCGUCCUUUAGCACAGCCAAAAAUGACCGAGACCGCUAUUUCAUUCGCCAAGGAUUUCUUGGCCGGGGGAAUCGCCGCCGCGAUCUCCAAGACAGCUGUUGCUCCCAUUGAGAGAGUCAAGCUGCUCCUUCAGGUCCAGCAUGCCAGCAAGCAGAUCACAGCAGACAAGCAAUACAAAGGUAUUAUUGAUUGUGUAGUACGUAUACCCAAGGAGCAGGGCUUUGUGUCCUUCUGGAGGGGCAACUUGGCCAAUGUCAUCAGGUACUUCCCAACACAGGCCCUCAACUUUGCCUUCAAGGAUAAGUACAAGAAGGUCUUCCUGGAUGGCGUUGACAAGCGCACCCAGUUUUGGAGGUACUUCGCUGGAAACCUCGCCUCUGGUGGUGCUGCGGGAGCUACCUCACUUUGCUUCGUCUACCCCCUUGACUUUGCUAGAACCCGAUUGGCUGCUGACGUCGGAAAGGCUGGUGCGGAGCGAGAGUUUUCAGGCCUUGGCAACUGUUUAGUGAAGAUCUACAAGUCUGAUGGUCUGAAGGGCUUGUAUCAGGGCUUCAAUGUGUCUGUGCAGGGUAUCAUCAUCUAUAGAGCGGCCUACUUCGGUAUCUAUGAUACUGCCAAAGGCAUGCUACCAGACCCCAAGAACACCCACAUAGUGGUGAGCUGGAUGAUUGCUCAGACUGUCACUGCUGUUGCUGGUCUCACAUCCUAUCCCUUUGACACUGUACGUCGUCGUAUGAUGAUGCAGUCUGGACGCAAAGGAGCUGACAUAAUGUACAGUGGCACUAUUGACUGUUGGAGGAAGAUUGCACGUGAUGAGGGUGGAAAGGCCUUCUUCAAGGGUGCCUGGUCCAACGUACUCAGAGGCAUGGGCGGAGCCUUCGUGCUUGUUCUGUACGACGAGCUCAAGAAGAUCAUGUAAACACUGUUUAUAUAAAACAUGCCAUUGAAAAACAAAACAUGUUCAAACCUGUAAUGUAUUAUCUGGCUGGACCCCCCCCCCCCCCCCCCCACACCUGAAUUCCCAUGACUGGUUACCAUUGUCAUUCCUCUAUGAUCGUUUAAUGCUGAAGACUCCCCUGUUCUCUCGUUGGUCUGUUUUUAAUAAUGACUUGAAUAAAGUCAGUCCACUGAAUAAACUGACAUAUGUCUGGUGUAAUCUGCCAUGGUUGACUUAUCUUCUCAUGGGUUUAACUAACUUUGUUCACUGUACAUGACCACAUGACCAAAUAUAAUGGGAUAAAAUCGUGUUGUCUAAUGGAUUUUCUCAUUGGCAUCUGUUAUAUUGCAUUUAUUUGGAAUUGUUUACCAUAAUUGGAUUAAUGUGUAUGUUUUUUUUAUAUAUAUAUAUAUAUAUUACACAUACAUACAGUCAUGAUAUGCAUUUCUUCUUUUCAAACAAAAAUGGACAUCGCAAUAGUUUAUGGAAAGGGCAAGUGCACCGUUAGUUCUUCCGAUUGAAAAAAAAAAAGUGAGGAUGAGCCUGGCUUUAGUGACAAUGAAAAUAAUCAACAAUAUUGAAGAAUGUACGAUAACACGUAUAAUUUAUUUAUUUUGGAGUUAAAAUUUUUUUAUUUUUUUAUUUAUUUAUUUUUUUUUAUAAUUUUUGUUAAACUACUUUUUCAAGUAUUUUUAUAAUGUUUUUGUCAAAUUUUCAGACAAAUUUCGUAAAACAGCACAAUAUGGCUGUAUAUAAUAACAUUAACUAAUGAACUGGUCAAAAUGAUGUUGGGGAACUACCCGCCCCUCCCUCUCGUCAUCGUCGCCCCGCCUCUUAGGGCCGUCUUUCAGCUAGGCUCGCAACGGCAGUGGGCUGGAGACAAGGAGAUGCGCAAUUCUAUAAGUUUGGGCAGCGGAUGAUGAGGCAUACCUGAUGUGAGUGGGGUUCUCAUCAACACUGCCAUAAAAACGCAGAGUGUGCCUCUCCUCGGGGAGCCGGCUUCUGUCUCCUUGUGUCUCCAGGAGCAGAGCGGGGAGGGUACCUGUCGAUUUAGAUGUGCGCCGAGGCGAAUUAGAUGCGACGCCGGGGAAUUAGAGCACGUCUCGCGGCCGACAAGCAUUCAUAAACCUGAAACACUUCCUGGAUCCUAAUGUAGACAUUCCUCAUCCUUACACGACAGCCCCCUUUCACCGCGAGGACACUAUUCCCCUUUAUUUUGGAUACUUUCCCCUUUAACGCUAUUUAUUCCCAUUUUAAAAUAUGGUACGUGUAUUAUUAUUUACAAUAAACGCCUCUCCGAGGCUUGACGCCAAACCCACUGUGUCAGAUUCUUGUUCACUCUGCCACAAUGAACUAACAAUGAAAAAAUAUUUACAGCAUUAAGUCUAUUAAUGGUGGUGUACUAUAUACUAUUGUUAAUAUUUAGUUUAUAAUGCAUUCAUGUUUAAUAAUAAAUUUGCAAAAAUGUUUUAGUAUAUGUAUAACGAAUACAAUAAAUACAAAAACGUACAAUUUA
Myxocyprinus asiaticus (Chinese sucker) is the source of this 2588-nucleotide messenger RNA. Its product is annotated as ADP/ATP translocase 2. Gene Ontology annotation, cellular component: mitochondrial inner membrane. Gene Ontology annotation, biological process: mitochondrial ATP transmembrane transport; mitochondrial ADP transmembrane transport. The record is from RefSeq and is a predicted model, not a curated record. The transcript is spliced from 4 exons. Gene Ontology annotation, molecular function: ATP:ADP antiporter activity. Lineage: Eukaryota; Metazoa; Chordata; Actinopteri; Cypriniformes; Catostomidae. The coding region runs from base 158 to 1054 and encodes 298 amino acids.